Molecule: messenger RNA, 1377 nt
Organism: Silurus meridionalis
Lineage: Eukaryota; Metazoa; Chordata; Actinopteri; Siluriformes; Siluridae
Gene: cops5
Product: COP9 signalosome subunit 5
Exons: 8
Coding region: 268-1272 (334 amino acids)
Biological process (GO): protein deneddylation
Cellular component (GO): COP9 signalosome; cytoplasm
Molecular function (GO): deNEDDylase activity; metallopeptidase activity; protein binding
Source: RefSeq, a predicted model, not a curated record
GCGGGAUCUGGCAACCUCAACCAGACAAGCCAUUUUUUCCGUAGAAGAAGAAGAAGAAGAACCAGGUGCUGCUAACUAGCAGCUAGCAAACUCCACGCUUGUAUAAAUGCUAGAAUAAUAAAUUUAAUGCAGUUUAUCCGCUUCUUCCUCCUGCUGUGAUUUCUCUCGGAGUGUUUUAUGUGCGUUGUGUAAUUAAAUCGAGCUACACAGACGCUGCAUUAGACGGGGAGGAGGGUUUAGCUUUAGCGCUUUAGCAUUGAGCUAGCAAUGGCGGGGGGCAGUAUCGCUCAGAAGACCUGGGAGCUGUCGAACAGCAUCCAAGAGGUUCAGAGCAUCGACGAGAUCUACAAAUAUGACAAGAAGCAGCAGCAGGAAAUCCUGGCAGCCAAACCGUGGACGAAAGACCAUCAUUACUUUAAAUACUGCAAGGUCUCCGCGCUGGCCUUGCUGAAGAUGGUGAUGCAUGCACGCUCUGGUGGGAACCUGGAAGUGAUGGGGCUCAUGCUGGGGAAGGUGGACGGAGAAACCAUGAUGAUCAUGGACAGCUUUGCCCUGCCUGUGGAAGGCACUGAGACCAGAGUGAACGCCCAGGCUGCUGCGUACGAGUACAUGGCUGCUUAUAUAGAGAAUGCCAAACAGGUGGGACGGUUGGAGAAUGCAAUCGGAUGGUACCACAGUCACCCCGGAUACGGCUGCUGGUUAUCAGGGAUCGAUGUCAGCACUCAGAUGCUCAAUCAACAGUUCCAGGAGCCCUUUGUGGCAGUGGUGAUCGAUCCUACACGUACCAUAUCUGCAGGAAAAGUCAAUCUUGGAGCUUUUAGAACAUAUCCAAAGGGCUAUAAACCUCCAGACGAGGGUCCAUCAGAGUACCAGACCAUACCUCUUAAUAAAAUUGAAGACUUUGGUGUGCACUGCAAACAGUACUAUGCACUAGAGGUGACUUAUUUUAAGUCCUCUCUGGAUCGUAAACUUCUUGAGCUCCUGUGGAAUAAAUACUGGGUAAACACACUGAGUUCAUCAAGUCUACUUACUAACGCAGACUACACAACGGGGCAGGUGUUCGAUCUGUCCGAGAAGCUGGAGCAGGCCGAGGCUCAGCUGGGACGAGGAAGCUUUAUGCUCGGCUUAGACACCCACGACAGGAAGUCUGAGGACAAAUUAGCCAAGGCCACACGAGACAGCUGCAAAACAACCAUUGAAGCAAUUCACGGAUUGAUGUCCCAAGUCAUCAAAGACAAGCUCUUCAAUCAAGUGAACACAUCCGCCAACUGAAAGUGACCCAACCUUAAAUAUGUGUAAUAUGGUGUAUUCUCAGCAAGGACUUUACAGGCUCUCUGAUCUGAACUUGUUAAUAGAUGAAUAAAUAUUGUUAAUGUG